AUGAAGAGAACACUCGUCUUGCUCAGCACAGCGUUGCUCUGGCUGAUAGAUGGCGUAUCUGCCGCAGGAGGCAUUGAUGACGCCACGCCGUCGGAUAUCUGCUCGCAGACGUUAGAGGAGCUCCAGAACUUGCUGAUCAACCAGGACCAAGCAGACAACGGCGUGACAGGCAACACGCUCGUAACCAACGACUGCAAGGAGCUGGUGGACGCCGGCGUGAUGAACGCGCGCAGCGACGACGCCCAGAAGUCCCUGUGUGGCAACUCGUGCUACGACACCGUCAACGCCAAGUACAAGACGCUGCUGGACAACGACUGCUUCGCCAGCGACGACGCCGACGAGGAGGCCAGCGCCAAGCUCCAAGCCGCCUCGUACCAGAUCGCGUGCCAGACCAACUCGGACGGCGAAUACUGCGUCCCGCUGCUGGCGACUCUUGUUGACGAAGCCGGCACGUCCUUCUCCCUGUGCGACGACAUCGUGUCGAAGAUGGGCUGCUGCUUCCAGAGCUACCGCCAGUACAUGCUGCUCGGCACGCCCGCCAGUGUCGCCGCCAUGGACGACGCCCAGAAGGAGUGCGCCGACAGCGUCGGCGGCCUCGACUCCAUGUGCCCCUGCGCCUACAACGCCCACGCCUUCGCCAACACUACCUUCUGCUCCCAGCUCGUGUUCAAGGUCAGCGCUGCCGGCGAGGAGAUCGUGUACAUCGGGAGCACAGCCUGGGUUUCGGUGCAGGCGGCGACGCGCAUCCUCCAACAUCGAUACGCUCAGAAGAAGCACACCCAGUCGAGCGUGGUGAGCGGGGGAGCUACUCCGCCGCACACGCGAUGGAGGCAACGCGAUCCAGACCAAUGCUUCCCUCCUCGAGGCGGACAACCCAGCUCGAGUCGUCUCAUGCUGGAGGAGAUCCUCGAUUUCCUCGACAACCCCAUCAAGGAAGACACUCCCGUCGAGUGUCCGAUUCAACCCGAGCCAGGGCCCCUCGUGUACAGGUUCCCCGAUAUUAACACGAAGGGCCUGUACUUCCUACAACUGGCACCGCUGAAGAAGUUCACAGACGAAUUGGGGCAUUUCAUAUGCGGCAAGGUGGGAAUGAGUGACGAAGGGGGCAUGGGCCAUCGUAUUCAAGACGAGUCACACCAUAAUGAUCUGGGGUACUAUGGAUCCGCGCAGUGUCGAUGGUACCUGCCGUUUAAAGACUCGACGCCGCGGAAGAAUUUUAAACAGGUCUUAUGCAGGUCUGGUCUUUUUGGUCCGUAG
Phytophthora sojae is the source of this 1257-nucleotide messenger RNA. RefSeq lists its product as hypothetical. The coding region runs from base 1 to 1257 and encodes 418 amino acids. Lineage: Eukaryota; Oomycota; Peronosporomycetes; Peronosporales; Peronosporaceae. The transcript has 5 exons. The record is from RefSeq and is a predicted model, not a curated record.